GUCUAACUGUGGGAAAGAGUGGUGCAAGGCCUCUGUUUUAAUCCGUUUUUUCCUGGAAAGAGUGACCAGUAUGGAAGCCGCUAUCUGAAGUGGCGGGACGUGCACUACAGUUCCCAGGAGGCUGUUCGCGGCGGGUGGCUCACGUGACGGGAGCGCGGGCUUUGGAAGGCAGCGAAGCUGCAAACAACCUCGGAAGAGCGGGCUCGGGGGCUGUCCAGAGACCGCUGAGGACGCUAGACCACCCCUAGCUGCUGAGGCCUCGUGCUGUUGAGGCGUGGUGAGAUCUCGCGGAAGCGCCUGUGAGGGCAGCGGGAGCAGCACCAGGAGGCCCGGGGCUUGGGCCUUUCGCGCUGCUCGGAGCUUCUCUCUUCACCGCCAUUGUUCCUGUGUAGUUACCAUGGGAAUUCAAGGCCUUGCCAAGCUAAUUGCUGAUGUGGCCCCCAGUGCCAUCCGGGAGAAUGACAUCAAGAGUUACUUUGGCCGCAAAGUGGCCAUUGACGCCUCCAUGAGCAUUUACCAGUUCCUGAUUGCCGUCCGCCAGGGUGGUGAUGUGCUGCAGAAUGAGGAGGGAGAGACUACCAGCCACCUGAUGGGCAUGUUCUACCGGACCAUCCGCAUGAUGGAGAACGGCAUCAAGCCUGUGUAUGUCUUUGAUGGCAAACCACCACAGCUGAAGUCAGGAGAGCUGGCCAAGCGCAGCGAGAGGCGCGCCGAGGCCGAGAAGCAGCUGCAGCAGGCGCAGGAGGCUGGGAUAGAAGAGGAGGUGGAAAAGUUCACAAAGCGGCUCGUGAAGGUCACCAAGCAACACAACGAUGAGUGCAAACACCUGCUGAGUCUCAUGGGCAUCCCAUACCUCGAUGCCCCCAGUGAGGCGGAGGCCAGCUGCGCUGCCCUGGUGAAGGCUGGCAAAGUCUAUGCCGCAGCCACUGAGGACAUGGACUGCCUCACUUUUGGCAGCCCGGUGCUAAUGCGACACCUGACUGCCAGUGAGGCCAAGAAGCUGCCCAUCCAGGAGUUCCACCUGAGCCGGGUCCUGCAGGAGCUGGGUCUGAACCAGGAGCAGUUUGUGGAUCUGUGCAUCCUGUUGGGUAGCGACUACUGUGAGAGUAUCCGUGGCAUUGGGCCCAAGCGGGCCGUGGACCUCAUCCAGAAGCAUAAGAGCAUUGAGGAGAUCGUGCGGCGGCUGGAUCCCAGCAAGUACCCUGUUCCAGAAAACUGGCUCCACAAGGAAGCCCAGCAACUCUUCCUGGAGCCCGAGGUGCUGGACCCAGAGUCUGUGGAGCUGAAGUGGAGCGAGCCAAAUGAAGAAGAGUUGGUCAAAUUUAUGUGUGGUGAAAAGCAGUUUUCUGAGGAGCGAAUUCGCAGUGGGGUCAAGCGGCUGAGUAAGAGCCGCCAGGGCAGCACCCAGGGCCGCCUAGAUGAUUUCUUCAAGGUGACAGGCUCACUGUCCUCAGCUAAGCGCAAGGAGCCAGAACCCAAGGGGCCUGCUAAGAAGAAAACAAAGACUGGGGGAGCGGGGAAGUUCAAAAGGGGAAAAUAAACAUGUCCUCCCCCACCACUGUCCCUUGACCCCAGGAUAUCUGCUUUGUACCCUCACCGAGAGCACUUUCCCUGGGUUCCUGUCUGGAGGAGAGUCCAGUGCUUCCCAGUGCUGCCCGCUUUCCCUUUCUCAUUUGAUCCUGUGGCAAAAAGGCCACAGUUUGGCUUUUCCUCUUUUCUAGCUCAGGAAAAAUAUCAGGCGCAAACCACUCCUCAGGUUGAUGGGCUCUGUGUCCAUUGUUCUGUGAAACUGACAGCAACAUUCUAAAGCAGACAAAGCUGGGAGAGAGUGUAAGGAGAGUUUCCUGGCUGGCCAGCUGGUGAGGAGUGACUAUAGAACCUGACUGCACUCUCUGCGUUCACUGUGCCCUGAAAGACCAGCUUAGCUGAUGAGAGCUGCGAAGACAGAGCAGAGCGCAGUCUGGCUGGCAACAAAGGGCUUGAUUACUAACUGGCUGUGUUUUGUGGGCAGAAACUUGAACUUGGUGUCUGGUGAGUCUAUAGUAGUUUUUCUGGGGAGUGAAGUGGCAGUGUUUUAGGUUUUGAUUUGUAGUUUUGGUUUGUUCUUGUUCCUCCUCCACUGUCUCCAGUGCUGGGAAUUGA
Acomys russatus (golden spiny mouse) is the source of this 2142-nucleotide messenger RNA. RefSeq names its product flap structure-specific endonuclease 1 (gene Fen1). The record is from RefSeq and is a predicted model, not a curated record. Gene Ontology annotation, cellular component: nucleus. The coding region runs from base 398 to 1540 and encodes 380 amino acids. The transcript is spliced from 2 exons. NCBI's taxonomy places the organism in Eukaryota, Metazoa, Chordata, Mammalia, Rodentia, Muridae. Gene Ontology annotation, molecular function: RNA-DNA hybrid ribonuclease activity; DNA binding; 5'-3' exonuclease activity.